This is a messenger RNA of Babesia ovata, 1683 nucleotides long. RefSeq names its product WD G-beta repeat containing protein, putative. The transcript is spliced from 4 exons. Lineage: Eukaryota; Apicomplexa; Aconoidasida; Piroplasmida; Babesiidae. The coding region runs from base 1 to 1683 and encodes 560 amino acids. Gene Ontology annotation, biological process: actin filament organization. The record is from RefSeq and is a predicted model, not a curated record. Gene Ontology annotation, molecular function: actin filament binding.
AUGACGACUGUUAGGCUGAAGAAUGUGUUCGGUGAGCCCUUCAAGCAGGCUUACUGCGAUCUCAAGAUCAACCCGAAGCCCACUGCAUUCUCUCCAGGAAUGGCAGCCAGCAACACCCAUAUUGCAUUCCCGUGGGAGGUUGGGGGUGGUGGGCUCAUCACCCUGAUCAACAUGGAUAAGCUGGGACGGAACAGUGGAGCUGACCGUUUGAACUUUAAGGGGCACACUGGAUCAAUUCAGGAUAUUACCUUCAACGAGUUCGACAACAGUGUCUUUGCGUCGGCAUCAGAUGACUGCUCUGUGAAAGUCUGGCGUGUGUCGGCGGAACAGGAUUCAACCGCCACGGCGAACCUGAACGGGCAUACCAAGAAGACCACCAAUGUUGUAUGGAACGGUGCCACCGAUUUCGUACUCUUGUCGGGUGGACUGGAUAACACUGUCCGCGUUUGGAACGUGCAGAGCGAAACUGAGGUUGUAAGCGUCCCUAUUGACGGCCAGUACUCCUACUGCAACUGGUCUUACGACGGAGACCUGUGCGUCGUCUCCACAAAGGAGGCGAGUGUGGCUGUGGUGGACCCUCGCGAAGGCAAGGUGUCGCACACCUUCAAAGCGCAUGAAUCUAACAAAGCAACGAGCGUAAUCUGGCUAGGAGGCAACUAUGGUAACGAUCACCUCGCCACGACGGGAUAUGUCGGCAACCAGACACGCCAGAUCCGAGUAUGGGACAGGCGCAACACUGACCAGCCGCUGGUUUCCAAGGAUAUCGAUUCGGCACCAGGGCCUCUGAUACCGCACUGGGACAGCGCCACUGGACUAUUGACAGUUGUUGGCAAGGGCGACCUCACGGUGCGCAUAUUCCAGUACCUGGAGAACGAUCUUAACCGCGCGGGAGAAAUCAAGUGCAGCGGAACCAUUAAGUCGUUCUGUUUCCUGCCUGCGACGGCGUGCGACAAGUCGAAGUGCGAGCUUGGCCGUAUGCUAUACAACAAUUCCGGCAAAGAAAUCAACCCCAUCUCGGUGGUUGUGAUGCGCAGGAACAGCGGGGCUGCCAUGGACGAGAUUUACGGGACUUUGAAACCCAGACGCCGAACAAGUGCCAUCGAUUGGCACGGUGCCUCAGGUCGUAGUGCGGGUGUCAGCGUGGAAUCCUCGUUCACCGAGGGUUCGAUCUCGGCUGCAGUGUCACCGACUUCGGCGGUCGCAUCCGAUGCACAGAGCUAUCAGCAUGCACCCUCACGAACAAUUGGUUCGAGUAGCUCGAUGUCACCAACUCCAGCUGUUCCCACCCCUCCGCAAGAGUGCGAGACGACCGCCACAGGCCGUGCUUUCGGCGAAAUCUGCACCUCUCUGGGGGUUCUAUGCCAGAAGUUUAAGCCGUCAUUCGACGACAUCGAGAUGAUAGAGGAACUUGAGACGUUCAAGGGCGAUGUGGAAUGCGUAAUUGCGAAACUGCGACAGUUGCACAACAUCCCCGAUCCCGUUCAGGAGCAGCCUAGGUUUACAUCGGUGCCAGCGAGCGAGGCCAAGGCACCUGUGUGCGUUGUGUCGCGUGACGAAGGACGCUCAGCGUCUGAAUCCUCAGGGCUGUCGGGCGUGAAAGCGGCGAUAGCCGCCAUGGAGGCUCGAGCUCAGGCAAAGGCGCAGGCACAAGCGCAAGCCAACGGGCGUGCCGGGAAGCCAUAG